Molecule: messenger RNA, 1895 nt
Organism: Dreissena polymorpha
Lineage: Eukaryota; Metazoa; Mollusca; Bivalvia; Myida; Dreissenidae
Product: metallophosphoesterase MPPED2-like
Exons: 7
Coding region: 122-1084 (320 amino acids)
Molecular function (GO): hydrolase activity
Source: RefSeq, a predicted model, not a curated record
AUUACUCAGGAAACACAACACGGAAGUAAACAUGACACAAUCGCAUUAAAUUCGGCACGUUGAUCAAUCAAAAUUAAAGGAUUUGUAAUCGCUAUGAAUAGAACAUUUCCAGAUAUUGGAAAUGGUCACUGUUAUUUGGAGAAGUUUUCUUAAAUUAUUUGAAAACAUGUCUUCUUCCAAAGCAGCAGGUGUUCAGAUACAUACACUGACGGGAAAUCCUACGAAAGCCUGGCAGCAGUUAUCAGUAAAACAAAAAGUUGAAAGGGUUACAUCACUCCACCACGACACCCCAAUAUGCGCAGACAAGCUGCGCGUGGUGUGUAUAUCAGACACCCAUGCAAAACACCCCCAGAGAGUCCCUGUGGGAGACAUACUGCUGCAUGCAGGGGACUUUACAAAUGUUGGCGGCGCAGCUGAAGUGAAACAGUUCAAUGACUUCUUAGGUUCCCUGCCUCAUCCUGUAAAAGUCGUGAUUGCUGGGAACCACGAUCUCACUUUCGACGAAGACAUGGUCAAGAACAGACGGGAUUACCUGAGCCGAAACUUCAGAAUCAACGAGGAAGUGUUUGAAAGGAAACUGGCCGAGUUUGGUGUGAAAACAUGCAAGGAGCUUCUCACCAACUGUGUUUACCUCGAGGAUGCGUCCGUCAAUGUGUGCGGCCUCAAGAUAUAUGGGGCACCUUGGCAGCCAGAGUUCUGUGACUGGGGAUUUAACCUGUCGCGUGGUGAGGCGUGUCUACAGAAGUGGAACCUCAUACCCGACGAUACGGACAUACUGAUCACACACGGGCCCCCUAUAGGUCACGGUGACGCUUGUUUUAACGGAAUGCGGGCCGGUUGUGUGGAAUUGUUGUCCACGAUUCAACAGCGCGUGAAACCCAAGUACCACGUGUUUGGACAUAUACACGAAGGUUAUGGCGUAACAACUGAUGACGUCACGACGUUUAUCAAUGCGUCAACGUGUACUCUGCGAUACCAGCCGGACAACCCGCCGAUUGUGUUCGACAUUCCUCUGCCUGCUGGACACAAUAAGGACGAGCUGGGGUCUAUACAGCCCUGUAGACUUAUACGACAAUCUUUGUGACAUUUGUGAUAUUUUUUUUUAAACCUUAAGGUUUGGAGGUUUUUGUAUUGCUAAUGUAGCCUCGUUUUGUGGUAUUCUAAAAAAUAGUCAAAUCAUGCCCUAAAGUGCAAAACAGGAAAAUACACGAAGGGUCAUAUAAUUUAUAAAGACUAAUAUAGUUAUUUAUUUUUUUUCUUCUUUAAACAUCUGAUCCUCAGAAAACUAUUAAAAAAACUAUGUCCCUGUGGUCAAAACCGAAAACGUCUCAGGUGUAAAUGUUUUAUCAAUUAAUAAUUGUGUACCUAUUUGAGUUAAUGGUGAUAUCAAAUAUCAGCAUUAUAUCUUUAUUACUCAACACUUAUUUACCGAAAUGUAAUGUUUUGCUAUAAGUACCGGUAAAUCAAAAAUAGAUUUUAUUUUUUUAAUAUUUCCCGAAAAGAGAUAACUUGUAAACUACGAUAUUCUAGAUUCAUUUUUCUGUUUCCAAAGAGACACGGCAUUCGUAUUGGAACAUGUAAAACAUCUUCAUUCCGUCACAUUUGUAAACGUUUUCCUGCAUAUAAAUCUGUUACAAGAAUCUCGCCACAUGCCCAAGUCGUUGUUUUUAAUGUUUGUAAGGCAAGCGUUAUACACUUUGGUUUACUGGUUAUAAUUUCGUAUGUGCACGUGUGUGCUUUUCUAGUUAUUAAAUUAUUUGUAUGUAUUUUUGUGUUACUUCAUAAUUUUGCAAUUAACACCAACUUCGUUCAUUCUAUAUUCACUUUGGUUUACUGGUUAUAAUUUCGUGGUUAUACAUGUGUAAUUUUUUCUAGCUAUUAAAUGCCUAACGUUA